AUGCGCAGGAUACUCCUCACGUCGUCGCAAGUCUCUGUGCUGGUCACCAGCCUUGUCGUGAUUUCGUGCACCUUUGCCCUCUUCCUGAGCGGCUAUGUGAUUCAACAACGGACACUACGAGAUCUACGGUCUGCGAUCAAGCCACGAGCACCACGACCAAAGCCACCACAGACCUACCUGCCCGCCAAGUUUCGCAAGAACACGCGCACACUGGAGGAUGGAACGAUAAUAGAAGUGGAGGGCGACGCCGAGGCCAGCGAAAGCCAGCAGAUGCAGCGAGAAGUCAUCGUCGAAGUAGCACCAACAAUGCCAGAACCGGUGGCGCAACAACAGGUGGCAGCACUGCUGCGGCAGCAUGGGGUCGAGAACGCCAACCCGUCCUCAAGUCACCGCCACCACGAUCAAAGUGAGGUGCCCUCCAACAAGCUAGCCAUGCUCGAGGCACUCAAGUCGCAGGCGGCGCAGAAGUCGUGGGCGGUAGACCACCCGGAUCCCAUGGCCAACAGCAAGGUGCCCGUCACCAGGGCGGAGAGGAGACGGCUGAUCAAAGAGGAGAUUCACCGACUGUCGCAGCCAGACGAGCAGGUGUACUACCAAAGGAGGCUGUGGUAG
This is a messenger RNA of Emericellopsis cladophorae, 612 nucleotides long. RefSeq lists its product as uncharacterized. The record is from RefSeq and is a predicted model, not a curated record. Lineage: Eukaryota; Fungi; Ascomycota; Sordariomycetes; Hypocreales; Bionectriaceae. The transcript is spliced from 2 exons. Bases 1 to 612 code for a protein of 203 amino acids.